AGGCGGACGGUGACGCGAUCGCGCACGCUCGGACGGAGAAUGACGUGUGGGGGGGGGGCGACGGCGCACGCGGUUAGAACUACAACCUGGUGGAGGAAGACAGUGACGCUAUCGCACACGCGGGAGCGGGGGGAAACGGCCAGACAGUGACGCGGCGGCAGCAAAGAAAGGGGGCGACGCCGACGGGACCGCGCACGUCACGGGUCGCGCGGUGGAGGUGGGCGGGGCUGGACGCCACGUUGCCUGGGAACCAGAGGCCACGCCCCUUCCCAGCAACAGCUUCACCCCCCCCACUCCUUGCAAAGGGGCAACAACCUUCCCCACCCCCGCCAAUAUUCCCGUCGUGCGCCGCGGCGUGGAAGGCAUCCCCUCCCCCCUAAGAAACACACAUUUCAUCCCUCCACCUCCUCACCCUCAAGGUACGCGUGCGGCCGAUCCUUUCUGGUGCUUUUGAGGAGGGGUCGGAGGUGCGCGCACGUGUGUGUGUGUGUGUGUGUGUGUGUGUGGCAGGGCUUGCGUUGCUUCCCGGCGGGGCUGGUUCAGGGGAGCUGGGCCUUGCCUACCCGCCUCCGUCUGGUGAGCAGCCACGGGGCGGGACGCGGCCUCGUUUUUUUUGCUGGGAAGAGGUGGAGCCACCGCGCAGGCGCCAACGGCGCAUACACAGAGAAGGAGGAGCCGGGGCCGAAAAUGGACGUCCGUCCUGACCAGGGAAGAAAAUGGGCCAUCCUUACCCGGUCUGGCUCGACAUGUGACUCCAGACCCACAGCAAUGUGGCUUACUUUAACUGUCCAGUGAAAUGACCUCACAGGCCACUGCCUGUGUCGAACUGUUAAAUUGUCUCAAAGCAUUGAAAAGGAGCGGACUGCUUGCCAUUGAUGUAGGCUGCGGAAAUGACAGCAGCUAACUCGUCCUGCCGACUCUGCAAAGUUCUCCUUGUCUAUCCCCUAUCUUGUGGAUAGCGUCCAGAUUGAGAGAGUUGUCCCACGGUCCAAUCAAAUGAAUGUUCUGAAUCAAAAAGGAAAUAAAAUGUCACAGAAAUCACCACAGCUGUCCCUGGGUAUAUCCUGCCCAGCAGUAGGACGGAUGUGGCGGCACAGUUGUAUAUGAUCGAAAAGGAGUUGCCCUGGGAGACCUCAAUACUUACUCUGGAUCCCGUGUGGCUUUAUGGAAUCAGAUCAAACAUGGGCAAGGAACCCUCCUACUGAUUACCACACCGUGCCCUCUGUUGGCUGAUGAAUGAGUGCUUCUCUUUGAACACCACUGGGAGGAAGCAUUGAGAGUGGCAAGGGUGCGGAAUGCACUCUGGGUGGGAGAUUUCAAUGUCCAUCACCAACAGUAGCUCAGCAGCGGUCUGACUGACCAAGCUGGUCGAGUCCUAAAGGACAUAAACUGUUGGACUGGAUCCUUGCAGCUGGUGAGGGAGCCAUAUGUGAAGGGAAAAUCGACCUGUUGCAGUUGCAUGCAUCCAGUAGGAGUUACUCUGGGACAGUCCCAGUGGAGACAAAGUCCCAUUGUUACAUUGAGAAUACCCUCCAUUAUGUCUAAUGGCACCCACCACCGUGCUAAAUGAGACAAACUUUGAACAGACCUAGCAAAUAAAAACAGGGUAUUCCUGAGGUGUCAGCAGCAGCAGAAUUGUAUGCAGCCUUGGUUCAAUCAAGAAUGCGGGAGGGUAUCCCAGAAGCAGCACCAGCAAAGACCAAAAAUAAGAUUUUGAAACAAUAUUUAAACAGUCCAACUAGGGAAGGGACCGUAUUGGACCUGAUGUUGGAGAAUGAGUUCAGCCCAGAUGAUUGAAGUUUCAGUGUCGGUCAUCUCAGGAAGAGUGACCAUCAUUCUGUCUGCCAUCUGAUCUGGCAUCUACCUGGGCACUGGAAAGGACAAAGACACACCACGUCCACUUAUGCUCAAAAGUCCACCUCUCUCUCUUGGAUCAACCUGCGGUAAAAUGAGGACAUCAAAGGCGAGGGCACGCAGAAAGAAAUCUGAAACCAAAUGAUGUAUCAACGUCUGACAGAGCCACUUGCUUCCUUGGCCGCUGAUGUUCAAGUCCCAUCGAACCGAGGAGAAAUGUUUGUUUUUCUCUGCUUGAGAGACUUUGAAUACUGGGGUGAUAGGAAGAACGUUGAGACAUAGACACCCGAGUGAGGCAGAUUCAGUGCACUGACUGUGAAAAGUGGUUUCACCAUUUACUCAUAUUGGUGGGGGGGAGGGGGGGAAACCCCCCCCCUUCGGGGGGGGGGAGAGACUGUGUACCUGUUCUGUUUGUGGAUAUAAUUUCAGCUGGGUCGGCAAACCCAGAGCAACACAAGGAAAACCCCCUGCUCCACUCCACCAUGGAGAAACGGUGGAAAUGUGGGGACUGUGGGAAAGCGUUCCCUUCUCCAUGGGCGCUGGAAACCCACCGACACAUUUACAUGGGGGGAGGCCCUUCACUUGUUCUGUGUGCGGGAAGGGGUUCAACCAGCCCUCCAUCCUGCUGACCCACCAGCGAGUUCACACCGGGGAGAGGCCGUUCACCUGCUCAGUGUGUGGGAAAGGAUUCAUCGAUUCUUCCACCCCGCUGAAACACCAACCAGUUCACACCAGGGAGAGGCCAUUCGCCUGCUCUCAGUGCGGGACGAGCUUCAGUCGGCUGUGCAACCUGCAGACCCACCAGCGGGUCCACACUGGGGAGAGGCCAUUCACCUGCUCCGUGUGCAGGAAGGGCUUCCCUCAGUUAGCUGCUCUGCUGAACCACAAGCGGGUUCACACAGGGGAGAGGCCGUUUACCUGCUCCGCGUGUGGGAAGGCGUUCACUCUGUCAUCCACUCUGCUUUCGCACCAACAUAUCCACACUGGAGAGAGGCCUUUCACCUGCUCCGAAUGUGGCAAGGGAUUCACUCAGUCGACCAGCUUGAUGAAACACCGACGGGUUCACACCGGGGAGAGGCCCUACACCUGCUCUGUGUGCGGGAAGGGGUUCAGAGAUUCAUCCACCCUGCAGAAACACCGGCGACUCCACUCCGGGGAGAGACCGUUCUCCUGCUCUGUCUGCGAAAUUGGAUUCACUCAGACUUCCAACCUACAGAGACACCAACAAGUUCACAUGCAGCCAACAGGGUUUGGACUCUGUUCCCGCUGUUGUGAAUCAUAUCCUGGACUGAACCAUGUUCAUUGUGACCGUGGGUGAAAUGUGAGGGGUGAAGGGUUACUUGCUGCUGGACUGGCCACUCUCACCAACUUUACCUCCGGUGGACUGAUGCCCUUUUGAGCCUGGGACUGCACAUGCAAAUGAUGUGCAACAGCUACUGAAAUGCACUCAUUUUCUCAUUUUCAGUAUCAUCAUGCAGGGGAGGCGAUGGCGUAGCUGUAUUAUCACCAGACUCUUCAUCCAGAGAUCCCCCAGUAAUGUUCUGGCGGACCCAGGUUUGAAUCCCGUCAUGGCAGAUAGUGGGAAUCUGAAUUGAGUAAAUUUCCAGAAUUAAGAUAUGUUGGGUUCUUUCCGAGACCGACGAACAGGAGCGAGACGGAGACCGGUAGAAAUCUUAAAGGUUGUCUUUAUUGAAAGCAUUUCGUAGUACAUCUUUUGAGUUUAAGCUGCUUACGGUGAGUAGACGUGGCUUUUUAUACAGUAUGGCAACAGAUACAACACAUACUUGCAUGCAGAGCUUGUUUGUACAGUAUUCUUCCGGUUAUCUACUAUUCUACUAUGAUAAACGCACAUUUUCUUUACAGAGCA
This is a messenger RNA of Rhincodon typus (whale shark), 3721 nucleotides long. RefSeq names its product zinc finger protein 239-like. Bases 2354 to 3172 code for a protein of 272 amino acids. Lineage: Eukaryota; Metazoa; Chordata; Chondrichthyes; Orectolobiformes; Rhincodontidae. Gene Ontology annotation, molecular function: RNA polymerase II cis-regulatory region sequence-specific DNA binding; DNA-binding transcription factor activity, RNA polymerase II-specific. The record is from RefSeq and is a predicted model, not a curated record. The transcript is spliced from 5 exons. Gene Ontology annotation, biological process: regulation of transcription by RNA polymerase II.